Molecule: messenger RNA, 3255 nt
Organism: Astyanax mexicanus (Mexican tetra)
Lineage: Eukaryota; Metazoa; Chordata; Actinopteri; Characiformes; Acestrorhamphidae
Gene: nfatc4
Product: nuclear factor of activated T cells 4
Exons: 13
Coding region: 477-2996 (839 amino acids)
Biological process (GO): cytokine production; calcineurin-NFAT signaling cascade; regulation of transcription by RNA polymerase II
Cellular component (GO): transcription regulator complex
Molecular function (GO): transcription factor binding; DNA-binding transcription factor activity, RNA polymerase II-specific; RNA polymerase II cis-regulatory region sequence-specific DNA binding
Source: RefSeq, a predicted model, not a curated record
GAAAAAAGUCUGAUAACUUUUUUGUGCAGAAGAAAGAGAGAGAGAGCUGGAUAGUGUGUGAGUAAUUGUGUGUGUUUGUAUGUAUGUGUGUGUGUGGGUAUUGAGUGUUGAGUGUUUUUGGAGCGAUGCGAACUCUGCAGAAGUUCUGAAAGCUCGGGGAAGGAGAGAACCCAGAGAGAGGAGGAAGAAAGGAAGCUGGAGCGGAUGACAGUCUGAACGGAGGAUGAAGGGAUGAAGGUCGUGGGAAUGUGAGAUUGAACCCGGAGCUGUGGAGGGAGGAGAAGUUUGGGAAAAGUGGAUAUUUCUGUUUUUAUUUCUCCAAAAACUCUUCGUCCUGAUCGAGAGAGUGGAGCUGUACUCUAUUGGACCUAAACCGAGUCUCUCUCUCUCUCUCUCUCUCUCUCUCUCUCUCUCUCUCUCUCUCUCUCUCUCUCUCUCUCUCUCUCCGUGCUCCGUGCCCGUGCUCUGGGCUGAGGAUGGGGGCAGCCCCGGGCUCCGGCUGGGAGGAGGGGGAGUUUGAGUUUAAGCUGGUGUUCGAGGAGGAUCCGCAGGAGGCCGUGGGCGCAGUCCCCAACACACAACUGAACUCCACGCAUUCCAACCAGCCGAUGGGUAUCCCUUCGUCUCCUCCAUCAGCCACACACCGAGCAGGCAUGCACUCCCCUCCACCCAGGCGGGCGUUAGUGAGGGAGUUCAGUGGAACGUAUGAGAGCCUACCAGCAAGAUCUGUACAGGUGUCUGAAUCCAGAGUACUGGAGUGUCCAAGCAUCCAGAUAACCACUAUCUCCCCCGAAGAUGAUUCUGCUCCUCCUGGUGGUGGCAAUUACUGGGACACUGGAGGGGGCUGGGACCGGGAGCGUCUCUAUCUGCCCCUGCUUGACCCGUACUGCUAUCGGGAUGGUGGGAUGGGUGCAGGGUCACUCAGCCCAAGCCCUGCCUCCAGCCCGUCCUCCCGUGGCUGGCUGAGCCCUGCCUCCAGCUGUGAUUCGCUACUGGUGGAGGACGAAGAGCUAAACGAAGCAACCACUCACUUCUGUCUCUCACCUUCUUCUCGACCUACCUCCCCAGUGGGCAAAAAGAGAAGAAACUCCCCCUUGGCCUCCCCCUGCACUUCCCGCAGGGGCAGUUACUCAGAGGAAAACCCCACCCUCCUGGAGGUGGGAGAAAAUGCCAGCCAGUCUCAGGGUCCAGCCAGCAGCUGUGAGCUCAGCAUCCCCCAGAAGGCCAGGAAGACGUCUUUGGAACAGGUUUCCUCCAGGGAUGUGGAUUCGGAGCAGACUGCUAGCUCUAACACCUCCUGCCCAAUCUCAGAGCCUGUGCAGCUGAGGCGGGACCCCCCAUCUCUGGGCAUGGACUAUCUGUCUGUACCCCCUGCCUUGGGUUGGGGCAGAACUCGUGCCAGCGCACACAGCCCAAUCUUCAGGUCUAAUGCACUGCCACCCUUGGACUGGCCUCUGCCAUGCCAGUUUGACCAAUACGAGCUGCGGAUCGAGGUGCAGCCGCGGCCGCAUCACCGGGCCCACUACGAAACCGAAGGAAGCCGAGGGGCUGUGAAAGCAUCGCCAGGUGGACAUCCUGUAGUGAAGCUGGCUGGAUACACAGAGCGGCAGCCUCUUUCUCUACAGGUGUUUGUGGGAACAGCUGAUGACAGGUCAAUUCGGCCACAUCCGUUCUAUCAAAUACACAGAGUGACAGGGAAAAUGGUGGGGACAGCGAGUCAGGAGAGCAUGCAGGCUGGAACCAAACUGCUGGACAUCCCCCUGAACCCAGAGAACAACAUGACUGCACUAAUUGACUGCGCAGGGAUCCUGAAGCUGAGGAAUUCUGAUAUUGAGUUGAGGAAAGGAGAGACGGACGUUGGAAGAAAGAACACACGUGUGCGCUUGGUUUUCCGCACUCAUCUCCCUCUGGCCCCGCCCCUUGCUCCUCCAGGAAGGAUCUUAGCACUGCAAGUGGCCUCUCUACCCAUAGAGUGCUCCCAGCGGUCUGCCCAGGAACUGCCCGUGGUCGAGUCUAUCAGCCUAUCGUCAUGCUCUGUGGAGGGAGGGGAGGAGCUUUUGGUGGGCGGGACCAACUUCCUGUCCGCAUCUAAAGUGGUGUUUAUGGAGAGGGGCUCUGAUGGUAAACUGGAGUGGGAGGAGGAGGCACAUGUGGACCGAGACAAAAGCACAGAGUGUGUGUUGUGUGUGCGAGUGCCAGCCUACAGUGACCUGUCUGUGAGUCAGCCCAUCUCUGUCUGCCUGUACGUAUCCAAUGGCAAACGCAAGAGGAGCAGCACACACUGCUUUAAAUACCUGCCCAUCAUGUAUAAGGAGGAGGACCCCCUCUUGUCCCGCCCCUCUCUUCUGAACUUGGAAGGGGUGACUCUUUGCCCCACGAGGGACCAUUCUCUGGCUGAUGACAGAGUUGCUUCCUUCCAGCUGCCGCCGUACCCCAGCGAGUUCUCCUACCCCCACCAAGGGUACCAGGAUGACUUCUGCGCCAAACCCGACGCUCAGGAGGACAGCUCCAGAGGCCAUGAAGUUCUAAACGAGAGAAACCCAAGCUUCGAGAGCUUGGAGCUCGGCUUCACUGAGCUUUUACCCCCUCUAUACCCCCCACGGGUGAUUCAGCGCUCCUGCUCACCUGCCCCACCAUCACCCUCCCCCUGGCUGGACUCCCCCUACUUGUCCUCCUCCCCAUCCCCUUCUCACUCCUCCUCUCUCAGCCCAUUCCCUGCAAGCAGUCCCAUAUCCACCUCCCCACUACCGCCUCUCCCCCACUCACCUUAUCCUCACUGCCCCCCCUACCCUCAGGAGAUCUGCCCCUACCCUUCAUACGAUACCUGGGAGCACCAAUCCCCCCUCCCAGAUGAAAGGGAGGGGGCGGAUGAGCAGUUGGGCUUGAGUGGAGCUCCACCAAUGCACAGCAUCACACUAGAGGAAGUGAACGAGUUUAUUGGUGAGGACAUCAGAGCCUUUCAUGCAGGCCCUCACACAGACAGCAGGCCUGGAUGACCACACUGUACCCUUUUAUAAAUCUGCCAUAACAAGAGCAUUAUUAAUAUCAUAUCACUCUCUUAUGUAUACAUUUAUAUCUGUUUAUGGUAUGUUGCCCAGAUAAGGCAAUAUGCAGAGCUGCAGUUUUGACUGUUGUAAUACAGAAUGCAGGGGUUCAUCUGUAAGUAUGUUUAUAGAUUUCUUUUACUUCAUCAUGACUGCAUAUUUGAAUUAAUGUUUUUUAAUCUGGUUGCCAAAAUAAAUUAUCAUUGUAGUA